AUGACCGACGAUGGGCUCACCGACGACGCAGCGGUCGAGGCGAUCACGACGGCGUUUCUCUCGGCGCCCACCGCCAAGCAGCAGCUGCUGACGCGGCUCAUGAAGAGCACCGACAACCGCCACCAAGAGUUUUGCCUGCACCUCACGCGUGCCGACUGUCCCGAUGCUGCCAGCUGCCAGAAGCUGCACUUCAAGCCCAUCGUCUACCCGCACACCGAUGCGGCGUACGGCCACUGCAGCUACCUCAACACGUGCCACCGCACCGCCUCGUGCAAGUACCUCCACUUUGAGCUCGACACGGACCCUCCACAGGCGCCGUUUGUCUUCUCCACCACCAAUGCACGCCAUGCGUACGGGCCGGACUCGGACGAGGCGCGCGAGAUCGGGCUCAUCCAUCCGCGGCGCACGCUGCUCGAGAACGGAUUCGGCGAGUGGGUCCGCGGCGAUGGGGCGCAGCAGGAGGCGCAGUGGAUCGACUGCGACCUCAAGCAGUUCGACUACACGAUGUUGGGCAAGUUUGAUGUCAUCCUCGCCGAUCCGCCGUGGGACAUCCACAUGUCGCUGCCGUACGGCACGAUGAGCGACGACGACAUGCGCGCCAUGCCGGUGCCCGUGCUGCAGGACGAGGGGCUGCUGUUUCUGUGGGUGACGGGGCGAGCGAUGGAGCUCGGGCGCGAACUGCUCGCGCACUGGGGAUAUACACGCAUCGACGAGCUCAUCUGGGUCAAGGUCGGUCAGACCCAACGACUCAUCCGCACCGGCCGCACGGGACACCAUCUCAACCACACCAAGGAGCACUGCCUUGUUGGCGCCAAGUUGCGCUGCGACGAUGCGGAUGUUGCCAGCGCGCCCAUUGCGGGGUCGUCGCAGCGCUAUGUCGGGAGUAGGGCGGCGGGAGUGCCGCCUCCGCUGCCCGAGUGGAUGCACCGCGGCCUUAAUGCGGACGUGAUCGUGUCCGAGGUGCGCGAUACCUCGCGCAAGCCCGACGAGCUGUACGCCAUGAUCGAACGGCUCUGUCCGGGCGGUCGCAAGGUGGAGCUGUUUGGAAGACGGCACAACGUGCGCAGGGGCUGGAUGACGCUGGGCAACCAGCUCAAGUCGGAUCAUGUGCUCGAUGCCACGCUCCGAGAUCGGCUGAGGGCGUUUCGCGAGCACCAGGCACAGCAGCUUGCGGCUCCGUACUCGCAUGUUGCGCAGGCAUAUCCGGCAGCAGCGGUACCACACACCUUCGGCUUGGCUGCACACCAGCAUUCGGGCUGCGGAUAA
Molecule: messenger RNA, 1266 nt
Organism: Moesziomyces antarcticus
Lineage: Eukaryota; Fungi; Basidiomycota; Ustilaginomycetes; Ustilaginales; Ustilaginaceae
Product: MT-A70-domain-containing protein
Exons: 1
Coding region: 1-1266 (421 amino acids)
Cellular component (GO): nucleus; RNA N6-methyladenosine methyltransferase complex
Molecular function (GO): mRNA m(6)A methyltransferase activity; nucleic acid binding
Source: RefSeq, a predicted model, not a curated record